UGUUUGAAAUGCCUCUUUAUAGAAAAUUUGGGAGAAAAUACAGACUCUGGGCCUCACUGGUGGCAAAUGGAGCUUUUAAAAGACCACAGGUGACUCUGCUAUACCAUCUAGGAAUGAGAUCCACUGAUCCAAUGCCCCACUGAGCAUAAAACUGAGGUGUAAAUAGUUGAAAGACUUUCCAAAGGACAGAACAAAGGCUGAAAUUCAUGUUUCUUGGCUUCCAGUCCUGUGUUCUUUCUUAUAUAUCCUUUAAAGGAAUUUCCUAGAUAAGAAACCUUACCCUCUUAAACACCUAAAACUCUUUGUCAGCAAACUGCACAAGGCCUGUGCCCCGGAAGCAGUUGCUUGUUGAGCGCUUUUGGGCCGAUUUCGGAGACUGUUAAGGGAGUUGUCGCCAUGUUCCUGUCCGCGGUCACCUUUGCCAAGAGCAAGUCAAAAACCAUUCUGGUGAAAAUGCUAAGCCAAGCUGGGACAGGUUAUUCCUUCAACACUAAGAGAAGCCGACUACGGGAGAAACUGACUCUCUUACAUUAUGAUCCAAUUGUGAAAACAAAAGUCCUCUUUGUGGAACAGAAAAAAAUACGCUCCCUCUAAACAAUGGAUUGAAAAUGAAUUUGAUUUAUAAAUGAGAAGACUGAGGGCGGGAUACUGAUUCAGAAAUUCUGCAGCGUGUAAUAAAAGAAGAGGAAAUGGCACGGAAUCACUGCCUCCUGUGAUUUGAAGGCCAUUGUGAAGGAAAACAAUGGACUGAAAGAAAGUUCUUCAUAUUAGGACAUAUAUCAUUGCAUCACAUUUAUUUAUCUUUCUGGAUAUUUUUAUAGCCCUUAAUAAAAAAUAUUAAAAUAGCGUG
This is a messenger RNA of Panthera uncia (snow leopard), 850 nucleotides long. RefSeq names its product mitochondrial ribosomal protein L33 (gene MRPL33). Bases 397 to 594 code for a protein of 65 amino acids. Gene Ontology annotation, molecular function: structural constituent of ribosome. The transcript has 5 exons. The record is from RefSeq and is a predicted model, not a curated record. Gene Ontology annotation, biological process: translation. Gene Ontology annotation, cellular component: ribosome; mitochondrion. NCBI's taxonomy places the organism in Eukaryota, Metazoa, Chordata, Mammalia, Carnivora, Felidae.